CUUGCAUUCUAGGAUCGUAUUCUAUAGCAUAGAUACGCGUCUCAUUGAAGAUCGACAAUACUAAUUAGGCGGGAGUACAACACUAUGGUACAAAAGCCUAUUUACUUUGAACAAGUUAAGUCAUGCAUCCUCAGCUUUCAUAAUGCGAAUGAAAAGAGUGUCACAGACGAAACUCAGUUUUUGCAAAGGUUAUGUGAAGCUGUCGAAUCUGUCCUACGCAUGGGGCUGAAGUGUAGUCAUCGCCUAAUAAAGCGGAUGGAUUAUUGGAAUUGGAUGAAAAACAUCCCAAGCAUCUGUAAAAAGUGGGAAAUUUUUGUCCACCCAAGUUAUCUGGAAGCGGUUAACCAUGUCCAAAAGUGCCGAAGUGUCACCACUGCUCAAGGACGCGGGCGUCUUCUUAUUCGUAUGUUAUUGAGUUCUGGAACUUUGGAUUUCCCAUUUAAGUUACUGCUUAGUAACAUGCAUUUAUCAGCUGCGUUCUACGAAGAGUCUGAAUCAGUUAUGGGAAACGAUAUUCUAAUUCAAAUAUUUUCUUCUCUUGUCAGUGAAGUUUGUCGGAUUCCUUUUAAUUUGAAUGUGGAUAAUACCGAAUUCCUUGAUGAAACAUGGUGUCUGCCAAUAUUUAAAACGUUUACAUUCGUUCCAUGCAAAAUGCUUGGUGCUCGUGUAGAAACGGUAGACGGGCACUAUCUAGUGACAGAAGUAGAUCCUAGUGGAGUUGUUGCAGAAGAACAUCAGAUAACUGUUGGUGAUAUUUUAUCUACUAUGCAUGGUUGUAUAUUACACAAUUCUGGAGUCUUUCUGAAUAAUCUUCGGUCUCUUUAUGAUGGUCAACCAAUUCCAGUCGGUGUUACGAAAGCUCUGAUGCCUGAUGGGCGUAUAUAUCCUCGUUUAAGAUCUCUUUUAGAACAACAUGGUUACGUAGACUUAAUUACAGAGCUUGGAAGAUCAGGACAAGUUCAUAUUAUUGACGAUCAUAAGUUUUUCAACCAGAAACCUUGGUGUCAUUUUCGGUAUAUUGGACAAUGUGAAGUGGGUCCAAGUGGUGGAGUUAACAUGAUUAAUCAGUCAAUUGUUUCUGUUUUAAGUGAUUGGAAGAAUUCAGAUGAACAGACUCCGGUGCACAUUGAACUGGGUGAAUUGGGAGUGACUAUAUGGCAGUUACGAUGGAGAGAUAAUAAAGUCGAUCGUAGCGAAGAACCUCUACUACGUCAUUCCUAUCCACAAAUAUCUUCAUGCGGUCGAAGAACCGAUGGAACCAAUUAUUUUGCGUAUAUAGCCGGAGCGGAAUCAUGCACUACAGCUAGUCAUUUUACAUGCUAUGUAUUCGAAUCAAAUAAUAAAGAAGAAGCUAAAAGAAUUAUAUCUGGUUUAUCAUUGGGUUUUGAUAGGACACAUUGGACUUUAUAAUUGUUAAACAUAACUUGAUGUAACAUCAUUUUUAAGAAAGGAUGUAUUUUAUGGCGACAUUUCAUUCCAUAUUUAUGAUCACCUUUCUUGUUCACAUUCCAAAAACAUAUAAUAUACUUUCCUUAUUUUGGUCCAGUUUAUUUUUAAUCCGGGCAAUUUGUUUCAUUCCUGUUAAUUAUGUGACAAAUUUUUAAUGUUUUUUAGCCUAUUUUUUCUUUACGGAAAUUUAUAUUCAAGUAAAUAUUCAUGAUAACAUCCUAAGAUUAGUAACGAAUAUUGCUUUUUUCCAUCUUUCCACUUAUUUUUCAUUUAUUUUCAAAACAAACUCCAAAUACUCAUUUGAUUUAUACUCUUUGUUAAUGGUGAACCGUCUUUUCCUGUUUAUUGCUCUUUUUAUAUGCGGUUUUAUUUCUUAUAUUAUUGACUCUAUUGAUUUUAUGACGAAACAUUUAUCGAUCAUUGCAUUGUAGAGUUGUUUGUGCAUUUUGUGAUAUAUACUUUUUUGAUUUAUAUGUAUUUAUAUGCAUGGUGGUAGUAUUAAGGUGUUUUCUUGUCGUUCUUUUGUCCUCAAAAAAUCACCUUUGACCUGAAUGUUGAACUUAUUUUCUUCAUGGGAAGGUUAAUUAAUACGUAACUUAUUAUCUGGA
Schistosoma turkestanicum is the source of this 2057-nucleotide messenger RNA. The record is from the annotation of a GenBank genome assembly. NCBI's taxonomy places the organism in Eukaryota, Metazoa, Platyhelminthes, Trematoda, Strigeidida, Schistosomatidae.